Molecule: messenger RNA, 3381 nt
Organism: Hydra vulgaris (swiftwater hydra)
Lineage: Eukaryota; Metazoa; Cnidaria; Hydrozoa; Anthoathecata; Hydridae
Product: sperm-associated antigen 1
Cellular component (GO): mitochondrion; cytosol
Molecular function (GO): heat shock protein binding
Source: RefSeq, a predicted model, not a curated record
UAAUAAUAAUACUAAUAAUAAUAAUAUUAAUAAUAGUAAUAGGUAACAGUGAUAAGGUGGCAAAAAUUAAAUCUAUAAUAGUACUUUUAUAAGAAAUUUUUUUAGUGUUAAAAAAAAAGUAAUGACUUCUAUGUUUGGGUUUUGUAAGAGCGAUCCAAGUAUACCAAUAGAGCAUCUUGAUUAUAAAUAUAUUGAAACAUGUCAGGACAGCAACAAAUUACGAAGAAUAUUGGAAAUUCUAAGAUCAGGUGAAGAAGGUAGUUACCCAGCAUUAGAAGAAUUUACUGAAAAGAAACUUGCAAAGCAAAAACCAAAAAGUUCAAUGUUUGAAUCAAUAAAUCUUGAAAAGCAUUUUAAUGAGUUGUCAGAAGAAGAAAAAUUGAAUGUCUUAAAAGAGAUAAAUGAAAUCAAAAUUCUAAAUCCAGAUUUAGUUCAAGAUACAAAGUAUGAUCUUCCUCCGAUAAGAUCCAAUAAAAAAAUUGAUGGAAAAAGUAACAAUCAAAGUUCUCUGGCUGAAAGCAUGUAUAAAAAACGAGUUGCUCCACGUAGUUAUGAUGAGUGGGCAAGCCUCGAGAAGGACAUUGAUAAUCAGAAUAAUAUUUGUAAUGAAAAAUCUUCAAGUAAAGUUAAAAUUUGUUCGAAUAACUUGGAUGCAAGCAAGAUUCUUGAAAACGAAGAUAUUAGAAGUUUAAAAAAUAAAUCUUUGGAGCUUCAGAUUCUAACAGCGCAAAAUGAAAAACUUAAAGGCAAUGAAGCUUUUCGCUCAGGAGAUUUUAAAGAAGCAUUGGUAUACUAUAAUAGAAGUUUAGAAAUGCAGAAUCAAACAGCUGUAUAUAACAAUCGAGCCAUAACUUAUAUAAAGCUAGAGAGAUAUCAAGAUGCAUUGGCCGAUUGCAAUCUUGUUUUAAAAGAAGAACCCACAAAUUUAAAAGCAUAUUUAAGAAGAGGGAUAUCAAAUGAAGCUUUGCAUCGCUUUCAUGAGGCUCGAGAUGAUUAUCAAAGAGUUUUAGAUGGAGAACCUAGAAAUAAGAGGGCAUUGGAAUUACUUUCUAAUAUAACCAAAAAAGUUGAAAAUCAGGUUGAAAGAAAAGGAAAACGGCUUAAAGUUGAAGAAAUUAACACAGAAACAGAAGAGGUAAGCAUCAAAGCUGCGGAGACAAAUUCCAAAGAUGAAGAAUUAAUUGAUAAAGUAGAGAAAAUAAACUCUAAAUAUGAUGAAAAAAACACAAAUGUUGAUAAUUUAAAUUCUGAAAUUCAGAAAUUUUCUGGAGGAGUAAAAGUAACCACUCCAAUUAGUAAUAAUAGUAAUCUCAAUAAUGAUAGUUUUGUAUCCCAAAUAUCUAAUGAUCCAAAAAAUCAAAUCCUAAAAGAUUCAGAACAACAAAGUAAUAAUCAUGAAGCUGUAGAAAGAGAAAUAAAAUCUAUACAAAAUAAAAACACUUCAGAAGACUUUAUGGAGGAAAAUUAUCUAAAUAAUUUGAAAGCAGAAACAUGUCAGCAAUUGAAAGAAGUUCAAAAUAAUUUAAAAGAUUUAACUUUAAAGAAUGAAAAAAUACCUGAAAAAACUUUAAUAGAAACUUUUGUAGACUCAAACAAUACAAACUGUACUAAUAUAAAAGCUCAAGCUCUAUUAAUUGAGAACGAAAAGAACAGUUUAGAUAAAACGUCUGAAACAUCUUCAUUUAAAUCCCAUGAUAAGACUUCACAAUCUUCAGAGAUAUCUUCUGUUCAAAUUCUAGAGUCCUUUGAAAAAUCUUUCGUUCUUAAUGAACCAAUCAAAAUAGAAUUACCAAAUCAAGAACUUAAGCACGAAAAAGAAAUUCCAAUAUAUGUAAUUACUUCAAAAGAUGAGGCAAAUAAACUUUUUUAUGCGGGAAAUUAUGUUUCAGCUGCUGAAAAGUAUACGUUGGCUAUAAAAUGUUUAUCAGAAGAUUCAACUGGGUUGGAGCAAGCUCUUGCAACAUUGUUAUGUAAUCGUGCAGCAUGUUACUUAAAAAGUGGUCAUUGUGAUGAUUGCAUUACUGACUGCACUGAAUCUAUAAAUUUAUUUCCAACUUUAAAAGCAUUUUUGAGGAGAGCUGCUGCGUUUGAAACAUUAGAGAAGUACACUUAUGCAUAUGUAGAUUAUGAAGUUGCUCUGCAGUAUGAUCACAAAGCCAUAAAUACUCAGCAAGCAUUGACCAGAAUAGCUGUGUUACUUAAAAUGGAGCAUGGUCUAUCAUGGCGUAAUGUUCUACCAGCGAGUACUAAAAUAAAUUUUAAUUCAACUUUACAAGAUAAAUCAGUGAGUUUUAAAACUAAUGAUCCAGUCUUCAAUAACCAAUUGAGCAAAGAAAGUUUAAACACAGAAAAUUUAAUGCAUACUAUGACAUUUAAUGAACUUAAAGAACUAGGAAACCAAUAUUUUAAACAGGGGAAAAUAAAAGAAGCAAUAGACUUUUAUUCACGUUGCAUUGUAAUCAAUCCACAAGAAGUUGCCAGUUACACAAAUCGAGCUCUUUGUUUUUUAAAGAUGGGAGAUGAGAAAUUGCCUGAUGCAAUAUCUGAUUGCAAAACAGCUUUGAAUUUAGAACCAAAUAAUGUAAAGGCACUGUUUCGUAGAGCUCUAGCGUACAAGGCAUCAAAAUGUUACAAAGAAGCAUUAAGUGAUUUUUCUGCACUGUUAAAAAUUGAGCCAAAAAAUACUGCAACAAAAGAUGAAAUAGAAAUUUGCAAAGAACUGUACAGAAAGACAUUACAAGAGAUUCAAUUAAAUACUGAAACUAAAAAAAGAGAAUUAAAAGGAAAAAGGAUUAACAUUGAAGAAGUUACGUCUCAGGCUGAAAAUCAUUCCAAAGUAAAACAUGAAAAAAAUAGUGCACCAAAGACGAAUCUUUCAGCACCACCUAAAAAGAUGAGUGGGUUUGAAUUUUUGCAAGCUUGGAGCAUCAAAACAAAUAAAAGCUCAGAUCAUGCAGAACUCCUCAAACAAAUUGAUAUUCCUAAGUUACCAGAAUUAUUGUCAAAUAAACUUGAUGGAGAGUUCCUUCAACACUUUAUUAGAGCUGUUCAUGACCAUUUCACUAAUAAAGAAUCAUUCAAGGUCGGUGUCCAAUUAUUGAAACACUUAAGCCGCACAUCUCGAUUUGUCACCAUUCUUUUGUUCCUAAAUACCUCUGACAAAACAAUGUUGAAAUCAACAAUAGAGUUAUUAGAAUUAAGAGCAAAAAAUAUUGAGGAUAAAAAUUUAAAGCAAGAAGUUUUUAGUUUAAGGACAACAUACAAGUUGUAAAUAUUUCUUGAACGUUUUUUUAAUGUAUUAGAUUUAUUUUUACAAGUUCUAAAGUUGCGAUGAUUGUAUAAUAACGUUAAAGUUGAUUUAAUGACGUUGUGUAUUUUGUA